This is a messenger RNA of Melampsora larici-populina 98AG31, 1120 nucleotides long. RefSeq lists its product as uncharacterized. Gene Ontology annotation, cellular component: cytoplasm. The transcript has 10 exons. The coding region runs from base 1 to 960 and encodes 319 amino acids. Gene Ontology annotation, molecular function: aminopeptidase activity. Gene Ontology annotation, biological process: proteolysis. The record is from RefSeq and is a predicted model, not a curated record. Lineage: Eukaryota; Fungi; Basidiomycota; Pucciniomycetes; Pucciniales; Melampsoraceae.
AUGACAUCACCUACUUUAUUCGAUGUAGUGAGUCCUUUUGCUCAUGAGAUGUUGGUAGUCUCCAAAAUACAUACACUUUAUGUAGAACAAAGUGGUAAUCCGAAUGGAAAACCUGUGAUCUUCAUUCAUGGUGGACCUGGUGGAGGUUGUUCAGAGUUCGAUAGGCGAUAUUUUGAUCCUAAGAUCUACCGUGUCGUCUUAUUUGAUCAAAGAGGGGCAGGGAAAUCAACACCUCCUUCAUGUCUAGAAGAAAACACAACUUGGGAUCUUGUUUCUGACAUAGAAAAGAUACGUGAACAUUUAAAGAUAGAGAAAUGGGUCGUCUUUGGAGGUUCAUGGGGCUCAACUUUAUCAUUAGCUUAUGCUCAAUCAUUUCCUCAAAGAGUUAAAGCUCUCAUCUUACGUGGUAUCUUCACUUUACGUAAAGAAGAAUUAAAUUUCUUUUAUCAAGGACCUGGAAGUAACUUUUUAUUUCCAGAUGCAUGGGAAAAGUAUAUCUCAGUCAUACCUGAAGACGAAAGAAAUGAUAUGGUGUCAGCUUAUUAUAAAAGAUUAACGUCAACUGAUUUGAAUGUAAGAUCAAAAGCAGCAAAAGAAUGGUCACUUUGGGAAUGUAGUACAAGCAGAUUAAUGGUUGAUGAAGAAUAUUUGAAGAAAGCAAAAGAAGAUGAUUUUUCAGAUAAAUUUGCAAGGAUUGAAUGCCAUUAUUUUGUUAAUGGUGGUUGGAUGCGAGAUGGUCAAUUAUUAGAAAAAGAUGAAAUCGAUAAAAUUCGUCAUAUACCUACUGUAAUUGUACAAGGACGAUAUGAUGUUGUUUGUCCAGCAAAAACUGCAUGGGAUCUACACAAAGCUUGGCCUGAAGCUGAUUUCAAAAUUAUUCCUGAUGCUGGACAUUCAGCAAAAGAGAGUGGUACUCAGUGUGAGCUGUUACAUGCAGCCAAUAAAUUCAAAGAACUUUGAAAGUAGUAUGGUCCAUCUCUUGAAAUUGAUACUUUUCUUAAUAUAACUGAUUGUUGUGAAUCACAAUCUGAAAAAAUCAUGUAUGUGAAACAGAAGUUUUCAUUGUUCAACCACUUGAUCAUCCUGGCUUUUGGAAUUGCAUCUGCUGAUUGGAUUGGCC